This is a messenger RNA of Salvia hispanica, 1008 nucleotides long. Its product is annotated as vesicle-associated membrane protein 722-like. Gene Ontology annotation, biological process: vesicle-mediated transport. The record is from RefSeq and is a predicted model, not a curated record. Gene Ontology annotation, cellular component: membrane. NCBI's taxonomy places the organism in Eukaryota, Viridiplantae, Streptophyta, Magnoliopsida, Lamiales, Lamiaceae.
GCGCUUCCUUUUUCUCCUCUCGUUUCCCCCAUUUUCCCCAACAUUUCUAUCUCCCUGCGGUUACAGAUACGCGCUGAGAGGCUUCGCCUAGGGUUUUUGGGGAGAGAGAUAGAGAAAGAGAGGAGCAGCGAUGGGGCAGCAGUCGUUGAUCUACAGCUUCGUGGCGCGCGGCACCGUGAUCCUGACGGAGUACACCGAGUUCACCGGCAACUUCACCGGAAUCGCCGCGCAGUGCCUCCAGAAACUCCCCGCCUCCAACAACAAGUUCACCUACAACUGCGACGGCCACACCUUCAACUACCUCGUCGAGGAUGGAUUCACAUACUGUGUCGUGGCUGUUGAAUCUAUCGGAAGACAGAUUCCCAUCGCAUUUCUUGAGCGAAUCAAGGAGGAUUUUACUAAGAAAUAUGGUGGAGGAAAGGCUGCCACAGCUGUUGCCAACAGCCUGAAUAAAGAGUUCGGGCCCAAAUUGAAAGAGCAAAUGCAGUACUGUGUUGAUCACCCAGAUGAGAUCAGUAAACUUGCAAAGGUGAAAGCUCAAGUUACAGAAGUUAAAGGAGUCAUGAUGGAAAACAUUGAAAAGGUGCUUGACCGUGGAGAGAAAAUUGAGCUCCUUGUUGAUAAAACUGAGAAUCUUCGCUCCCAGGCUCAAGAUUUUAGGGCACAAGGAACGAAGAUGAGGAGAAAGAUGUGGCUGCAGAACAUGAAGAUAAAGCUGAUAGUUCUUGCCAUUAUCGUUGCGUUGAUCUUAAUCAUAGUUCUAUCAGUGUGCGGCGGAUUCAAUUGCGGUGGUAAAUAAGUGCCUGUUUGCAUAUCUAGAGAUCUGUCCUCUCUCCUCGACAGAAACGCCACUGUAAUGCUUCUUUGCAUUGAGCUUUGUUUCCCCUAAAUUUUUUGGUGACAUGUUUUGCCCCUUUGCUCUAUUCUGUAUUUUUUGUGAGAUAAUAUUUGUUUGUAUAUUUUGUAUGCUGAAUUGUCUAAAUAUAUUAGAGGAGUCGUUUGUGGCAA